GUAAAACCAUGCUCAGUAACGUGUAACUCCGAGAUCGUUCCGUAUGUGUUGUGUCGGUCGAUAUACUUCGCCGGGAGGACAUCUAGAUUCGUGGUCGUGGACCCAUUUUCGAUUUCUAUCGUGUGCAUAAAGGGGACGGGACAUCUGGUCUGAAAGUGAUUGUGCCCGGGAGUACAAUAGGGUGUGUCGAAACCAAACCUGACCUAGUGGAUAUUGAUCGUUUCAAUAGAACCAACAGCACUCGAGGAUUACCAGCGGCCGUCACUCGCUGUGAGUUAGAAAAGAAACAGGCAAACGGAGUGUGAAGCAAUCAUGAUUGGAUUCAAAUUGCUUGUGGUGGCGUGUCUAGUGGGGAUCACAUUAGCCCAGCAGGACUACCAGCAAGAGUACCGGCCAGCCCCGCUGCGGAUCGGCACCAAUGCAGCAGAACCAAAGCCAACGCCGAUCCCGAUUCUCAAGCAGAUCAACAGACACAACGAAGAUGGGUCCUACACGUACGGUUACGAAGGCGCCGAUGGUUCUUUUAAAAUUGAAACUAAAUUGGCCACCGGUGAAGUAAAAGGCAAAUAUGGAUACGUCGACGAAGCCGGCAAGGUAAAGGUUGUCGAAUAUGGAGCAAACAAAUACGGAUUCCAGCCAUCCGGGGAAGGAAUCACAGUCCCGCCACCAACUCUAGUCGAUGAGACCACCAAUAAAGAUGCCCUACUGGAUUACGAGGAAAAUCUUCCUGCUCCACGACCACAGAAGCUUCGUCCAUCGAAACCACGAGUGCAGGAAGCUCCACAGCAUCGUCCACAGCCCCAGCCACAACCACAGUACUACGACUACGAAGAAGAGCAGCAGCAUGCCCAGCCACAGCAUCAGCCUCAACAAAACUUCCAGCAUCAGGCUCAACAAAACUUCCAGCAUCAGCCACAACAAAACUUCCAGCCUCAACCACAAGCAAGAUUCCAGUCACACCCUCAGCAGCCACAAUUCCAAUAUACGCAGAAUUCUAACUUCGGCUCGGCUACUGGUCCCGUUCCUCCACGCCCCCAGAUCGCAAAUGCCGUCCCAAUUGAUGUAGUUUACUCGCCCAAGCAACGCCCCGCUCGUCCAGAACCCGAUUACGACACCCGACCACAGACCUUCCCAAAUGUUGCACCAGCAACAGAGCCUAAGAUCCGCUAUUCGGCACCGGCAUUCGCUGCCGCUGCGCCAGCACCGCUUCCAAAGUCCAAUCCUGCACCUCAACCUGCCUACGCACCACAGCCACAUCCUGCUCCAGCUGUCUACCAGCCACGACCAGCUCAAGGGCGUAGCACUAGCAUUCUAGAUCAGCUGGCCAAGGAUUACGCCCUGCCACAGGGUGGAUCUGCUGCACUGCAUGAUAUCUCAUUCGGUUACUACUGAGAUUUUUUGUAACGACGAGUUGAGAGAGAAAUUGUAGCUGUCUUUGCUUUCGCCAG
Messenger RNA from Ochlerotatus camptorhynchus, 1448 nucleotides. Its product is annotated as tyrosine-protein phosphatase non-receptor type 23-like. Gene Ontology annotation, cellular component: chitin-based extracellular matrix. The coding region runs from base 313 to 1392 and encodes 359 amino acids. Gene Ontology annotation, molecular function: structural constituent of chitin-based larval cuticle. The transcript has 5 exons. NCBI's taxonomy places the organism in Eukaryota, Metazoa, Arthropoda, Insecta, Diptera, Culicidae. The record is from RefSeq and is a predicted model, not a curated record.